AUGUCCUCCUCUCACGAAAAAGAACGGCCCGACUUCAGCCACAAUGAGAAAGUCGAACCUAACCCAACAGAAGACAAGAAUAAUACCUUAGAUGAUACCCAAAAGCCUGAAUAUGUUCGAGAAUUCACGCAAAAGGAGAUGAGGCGUAUUCGCCGGCGGGCGGAUCUUCGUCUGAUCCCUGCCUUGGGUCUAAUGUACGGCAUAUCGCUCAUGGAUCGGAAGAAUGUUUCGAAUGCAGCUAUAGCAGGAAUGCUUGAUGAUCUCAAGCUUAAUACUGGGUACGGGUAUAGCACAAUCACGUUGAUGUUCUUCGUCUCCUACGUCAUCUUUCAGCCAGCUAUGACCGUCCUUUGUCGUAAGCUUGGGCCCAAGGUCUUCCUCUCUAGCAUUUGUAUUGCCUGGGGCGCCGUUAUUAUCGGGUUUGGGUUCGUCCACGACUGGAGAGUAAUGGUCCCUCUUCGUGUUAUACUAGGGACGUUUGAAGCUGGUUUCUUUCCUGGUGCGGUGUAUCUCCUGUCCACAUGGUACACAAGAUUCGAGAUCGCCAAGAGAUACUCUGUUUUUUACUUAACAGGCAGUAUUCUGUCUGCAUUGUCUGGAAUCCUUGCUUAUGGGCUGAUGCAGCUUGAGGGCCAUGGGGGCCUGCGAGGUUGGCGAUGGAUCUUUGUCCUCGAGGGAAUCUUGACCUGCGCGGUCGGCAUUUUUGCUUUCAUCGUUCUUGUCAAGUUCCCUGACCAAGAAGUCCAUAGCCCAUCCCCUCUGUUCCUGAAACAAGACGAGGCCAAAGCCGUACUGGAAAGGCUUAACGAGGACCGCGGCGAUACCCAACUUGAACCAUUCUCACUUGUGUCUUUCCUGAAGCCGGCGAAAGAGAUUGAGAUUUGGGGGUUCGCACUCCUAUUCUUCCUGACCACCACAGUCUCAUACUCCUUCGCUUUCUUUCUCCCCAUUGUCUUGAGACAGAACCUCAAGUUUAGCGUAGCAGCAUCGCAGUGUCUCGGUUCGCCCCCAUACGUCUUCUCCGCUUUCGUUAUGUACGCAGGGUCGUGGGCAGGCGAUCGAUAUAAGAAGCGAGCACUAAUCAUAUAUGUUAAUUCGCUUAUCAGCCUCAUCGGUCUACCCAUCAUGGCAUUUCACCCCAGCGCUGCAGUAAAGUAUUUUGGCAUUUUCAUUGCCGUGGCUGGAGUGAAUGCCAAUAUCCCCGCGAUCAUGGCCUACCAGGCAAAUAAUAUUCGAGGGCAAUGGAAACGCGCGUUUUGCUCCGCUACUCUUACGGCAUUUGGUGGAAUUGGAGGUAUUUCUGGAAGUCUUGUGUUCAGAAGCCAAGAUUCUCCCCUCUACCGGCCUGGAAUAAUUGCUUGUCUUGUUUCUAUUGCGCUUGGUGUUGUUUUGACAGUAGUGCUCACCCUGCUAUUCCAACAUCGAAAUAGGAAAGCCGAUCGUGGCGAAUACGUUAUCAACGACAGCUCAGAAUUUCGAUACACAAUCUGA
Messenger RNA from Clonostachys rhizophaga, 1491 nucleotides. NCBI's taxonomy places the organism in Eukaryota, Fungi, Ascomycota, Sordariomycetes, Hypocreales, Bionectriaceae. The record is from the annotation of a GenBank genome assembly.